This is a messenger RNA of Paramuricea clavata, 1072 nucleotides long. The record is from the annotation of a GenBank genome assembly. NCBI's taxonomy places the organism in Eukaryota, Metazoa, Cnidaria, Anthozoa, Malacalcyonacea, Plexauridae.
AUGUUCUUCAACAAAUAUUUUCUUGCAGUAAGAAUUGUUUUCUCAAUAAGAAAUUAUUUUUUACUGUGUAGUUGAGAUACUGUAUAUUGACAGACAAUUGGCAUAUCUACAUAUAUCUGCAAUUUUUAUGCAGAUAUUUUGCAGAUAUUUUGACAGACAAUUGACAUAUCUGCAAAUAUCUGCAACUUUUAUGCAGAUAUUUUGCAGAUAUGUUGACAGAUAAUCAACAUAUCUACAUAUAUCUGCAACUUUUAUGCAGAUAUUUUGCAGAUAUUGUAGAUCUUGUUGCAGAUAUGCUGCAGUACUGCAACAGAUAUAUGACAGAUACUUGCAGACAUUUUACAUAUAUGUCAGUUUGGUAAGGGUUUACUGUAAAUAUCAGUUGCUAAAAUAUAAGUCAUGGAAAAACUCCAUAAAUGAUGCAUGGGGGAGUGAAAACCCUGAUGAUAACACAUACAUUUCUGCUUGGAAAGAGUUUUUGAAUUCACCAUAUGCCAAACAACAUGUUCCAAACUGGGAAGAAAAACUACAUGGUGCAUUAGAUUGUGUAGUUCAGUCAGUUGACGACCCUGUGCCAAAUGAAGAUUCAUAUCAAGAAGAUUGGAUGAUCAGUGCUAAUCUACACAACAGUAAGAUAAAUGAUGGUUGUCAAACUGUAGAUCAAACUCUCUAUGAUUGGAGUUUGGAUAGGCAAAACUAUAGUGAAGUUCAAACGUCUGAAAUGACACAAUGGAUUGAAACCAAAAAGAAGGACAAUGCCCCAUUAACUAAUCAUUAUGUGACAGUUGACAUAACCUGUUUUAGUGAAAGACAAAAUCUUGCAUACCAAAUUAUUUUAAAUCAUGCAAGUAAAAAGGGUAAGGAACCACUUUUAUUAAUUGUUACUGGAGAAGCUGGGACUGGAAAGAGUUACCUUAUAAAUGCCGUACGAAACUACCUUAAAGAUAAGUGUGCUGUGACAGCAACAACUGGAAAAGCUGCUUAUAACAUUAAUGGCAUCACUGUUCAUUCCCUUCUGAAGCUUCCUGUAGCUGCUUCAUCCCAUAAAAUUUAUCCGGGCAAAGUCUUGUGA